This is a messenger RNA of Branchiostoma belcheri (Belcher's lancelet), 1510 nucleotides long. RefSeq lists its product as uncharacterized. The transcript has 5 exons. The record is from RefSeq and is a predicted model, not a curated record. The coding region runs from base 106 to 1170 and encodes 354 amino acids. NCBI's taxonomy places the organism in Eukaryota, Metazoa, Chordata, Leptocardii, Amphioxiformes, Branchiostomatidae.
CGGUUUGUCCCUGAAUCACGUGAGACCUAUUUCCGGUCGCUCCCAAUUUUCCAGAGCCUCCAAUCUACCUAUCUACGGAAAGGCAUUGAGCCGUGAGCCAGGCGGAUGACCAUGUCGGUGACCAUGAAGACAGCCCUGCUGCUGACACUCCUGGUCCUUCUCAGUCUCCAUGAAGCGGAGUCGAAGAGAUCUAGAAGGAAAAUAGGCUUCGGUUUGGGCCGGCGGAGGUCCGCCUCCAGCAGCUACCCGAAACAGAAGCAGUGGUCGAGCUGGAGUUCUUCAUCCAGUAACUCGGGCUACCCUAAACAGCAGCAGUGGUCGUCCUGGGGCAACACAGGGGGGUCUUCCUACGGCAACACAGGAGGCUCCUACGGCAACACAGGGGGCUCCUGGGGAAACACAGGGGGCUCCUCAUAUGGCAACACCGGGGGGUCCUGGGGGAAUCAGAAUUCUGGAUCGUCCUGGAACAACCGAGGGUCUUCCGGCUCGUCCUGGGGAAGCACGUCGUCCUCCCGGUCCAGGAAGCGGUGGGGCUCGUCCACGGUGGCGACCGCCGCCAUAGCAGGGCUGGCCGGGCUGUACGGAGGCCACGUGUUAACGUCGAUGGCUUACAACUCUAUGGGGCCACGUUACGACUACAACUACGGGUACAACAACUACCGGCCGUACUACCAGAGCAGCAGCUGUAGAGCCGGCCAGUGUGAGGUCAGAUUCACGGUCAACGACACCGUCAUACCUCCGCCUAGGGACCCGUCAAAAACCAACGUGACGAUCCCUCCGUACGCUGAGCUGGUGUUCCUGUGCCGUAACGGUGGAACCUGUGACAAGAGCCACAUCUGUUACAACAACGUCUACCUGUACAACAACAAGCUCUUUCGGGACUACCCCAGGAUAACUUCUGCGAGCAGCACCAGCACCAGUACCAGCAUCAGUACAUCCACUACCACGCAGGUGGCCGCCGGUCCGUCCCGUGCCAGCGUCCGGAACAACGUGACUGCCGUUAACGUGACCGCGGCGCCGCCGCCCGUAACUCGGAACAUCGCCAAGAGACAGGCGCCGAUCCCGCAACCGGAGAUGGUCCAGAUCUGCCGGGCCUCGGAUGCCGCCGGGACCGCCGCGUACGCUUUGGUUGUUACGGUGGCUUUCUUCUUUGCCAUGGUGGCACCCUGAUAAAAAGGCUCUCAAUGCAAGCCUGGACUAAGGCUAAUGGUGCGUUGAAGCAUCAGUUUUUAAAUUAAACUUUUAUUCCCCACAAUUACCCUGCAUUGAGCCGUUUGCAAUGCGACGUAUUGACCUGAGUGCUGUGUAAACUAGACUGUCCUCUUGAGGACAAUUUGUUUAAGAACAGUAUAGCAAAACAACAACAAAGUGCUGCAUGCGAUACAUACUCGUACCAUCAUGAAGAACACAUAUAUACAUGUAGCAUCCGAGACUCUAGACUGAUAUCUGAAUUGUGUACAUGUAUAUGUAUAUCAUGUAGAGCGCAUCUGUACCAGUGAUUGUGCACUAG